AAUAAUAUAUGAAAAACAUAACAAAAAAUCCGCUAAUCUGACCACGCCCCUUUGCGUAUUAGCCCCGCCCCCAUUGUUCACCCUACUAAAGCGAUUUCAGCGCAUGCAGGGAUUCUUCCCCACGUCCACGGAUGGCAACAUGGCGACAGAGUUUCAUAACCUGCAGGAGUUGAGGCACAGCGCGUCUCUGGCCAACAAAGUGUUCAUCCAGAGGGACUACAGCGAAGGGACGACAUGCAAGUUUCAGACCAAGUUCCCCUCCGAGCUGGAGAGCAGGAUUGAGCGGACCCUGUUUGAGGACACCGUGAAGACGCUGAAUAACUUCUACGCAGAAGCAGAAAAGAUCGGAGGGCAGUCCUACCUGGAGGGCUGUCUGGCCUGUGUCACGGCGUAUCUCAUCUUUCUCUGCAUGGAGACGCGUUACGAGAAGGUCCUGAAGAAGAUUGCCAAGUACAUUCAAGAGCAGAAUGAGAAGAUCUACGCUCCCAGAGGCCUGCUCAUCACAGACCCCAUUGAAAGAGGAAUGCGUGUUAUUGAGAUAUCCAUCUAUGAAGACCGAGGCUCCAGUAGCUCCAGCUCAGGCAGCAGCUCUGUGUCCGGCAGCACAGCUCGAUGACCGGGCUAAAACCGAGCACCCUGGAAGAAGGAUUUAGAACAAGAACUUUGGUGUUCCAACAGUCUGUACAUCCCAAAGCCACAUUUCACACUUUUUUUUUAUCCCAUUUUCCAUAUCCUGAACUUUCAUCACCAUAGAUGCUUGAAGCAGAAUCGUGUGCCGUGUAUGUUGGGAUACAUGUUAUGAAAUCCAUAUAAAGGAAUGGUCCCAAACAAGAACUACACCUAGAACGCUUUACCUCCAGCUGUAGAAGAACGCGUCUGACAACAUCUGCCGUCAUGUUCUGGUAGAAAACUGCACCUUCUUGAAAGAGCAUUGCUAAAAACUAAUAUUAUUUUUGUAUCAUUGAUUAAAUGUUUGCAUGAUUUUGUUCCGUGGGCGGCGCCUCCUGGGAAAACCCACACGGGCACAGAGGAAACACGAAAACUGCACUCAGAAAAGAUCGUAAACAGAUUCUAACAGACUUCAAAAAUUAUUUUAGGAGUAAUGAUUAAACAUUUGUGGAUAUUGUUGGUUGCCAGAGAGGAUUUUGUCUCUUAAAAAGCCCUAAAAGACCAUUCCUUCACCUUGUUGCUUCUCCAUUACACAGAAACAAACCUGCUUUUUUAUUUUCCUUCUUUGAAGGUCGACAAGCUUUCACCAAACCUCACACCUCGACUGUCACAGCUGCACCACACAGUCACUAAAACACCACAUCUAACUCUGGAUGUUCGGGUUAGGAGGCACGCGAAUGUUGACCCACUCCUGUAAAUAAUGUAGCAGAACUUCCUCGUUUUUCACAUGUAGCCUGUUUUUUUGUUUGUUUGUAUGUUUAUUUAUUUGUUAGACACUCCUGCACAGGUAUACAAGUACUCACCUCUUGGGUUCACUGAGUGAGACCGAUGCUUCCUAAAGUCUGAUUAUGCAAGAACUCGCUGUGCAUUGAGUCCAGGAUGAUACGAUAAAGUCUUCCUCAAAUGUCACACUAGUGGUUUAAAUCACAACAAGUUUUCCUUGAUUUGCGGAAAACUUCCAAAGAACCCCUUAAUGCCAAAACUUGACUCACACGUGUGAACGCCAUGUUUUAGUUUUGUUUUGAUGACAUUUUGUGUAAAAACGCUUAUUCCGCUUGUUUGUUACGUGCGGUACAAACAGCGGUGUCAAAUAAACCGUUUCAUCACA
Nothobranchius furzeri (turquoise killifish) is the source of this 1777-nucleotide messenger RNA. RefSeq names its product golgin A7 family, member Ba (gene golga7ba). Gene Ontology annotation, biological process: peptidyl-L-cysteine S-palmitoylation; protein targeting to membrane. The record is from RefSeq and is a predicted model, not a curated record. NCBI's taxonomy places the organism in Eukaryota, Metazoa, Chordata, Actinopteri, Cyprinodontiformes, Nothobranchiidae. Gene Ontology annotation, cellular component: palmitoyltransferase complex.